UAGCGCGAUGACGUAUCGGCGCAGGCGCACUGUGUCGGCGACGCCGAGGCGCUUCUGCAUCUGUGGGCUGAGCAUUCUUGAGGUCAUCUGAACCUUCUGACUGAGAAAACAUGGUCAACGUCUUGAAAGGAGUGCUUAUAGAAUGUGAUCCUGCCAUGAAGCAGUUUCUGCUGUACUUGGAUGAGUCCAAUGCCCUGGGGAAGAAGUUUAUCAUUCAAGACAUUGAUGACACUCACGUCUUUGUAAUAGCAGAAUUGGUUAAUGUCCUCCAGGAGCGAGUGGGUGAAUUAAUGGACCAAAAUGCUUUUUCCCUUACCCAGAAAUGAAAAUACUCAAUAUGGACCAUUUAAGAAUUAUAAGCAGCAAAUAUGAAAGACUUGCCACUUGAUAGGUGACUGAUUAGACAUAGAGGGUUGUUGUAGCAGCAUGCCACGGGAAAGACCAAGGGAUCAUGAUCAUUUGUUCAGAAAAAAAAAACCCUGAACUGAUUUUGUUAUACUAUAGAAUUAAAAAAAAAAAAAGCCUUUAACAGUUGGCUGUAAUUUGUCUUUUAUUAUCCUUUAUUAAAAUACAAAUGUCAA
Messenger RNA from Piliocolobus tephrosceles (Ugandan red Colobus), 581 nucleotides. RefSeq names its product general transcription factor IIH subunit 5 (gene GTF2H5). The record is from RefSeq and is a predicted model, not a curated record. Gene Ontology annotation, biological process: nucleotide-excision repair, preincision complex assembly; transcription by RNA polymerase II; transcription initiation at RNA polymerase II promoter. Bases 111 to 326 code for a protein of 71 amino acids. The transcript is spliced from 3 exons. Gene Ontology annotation, cellular component: transcription factor TFIIH holo complex; transcription factor TFIIH core complex. NCBI's taxonomy places the organism in Eukaryota, Metazoa, Chordata, Mammalia, Primates, Cercopithecidae.